CUCCGGCUUUCAUACAAGGUAGUUGAGACAACAGCAGCCGGUGUCCUGUCCUGUCCUGAAGUGUUGUCCCCAGCACUAUUAUAUCCAGUUAGAAAGAUGUCGGUGGUCUGUGUCACCCUGAGCCGAAAUGUUUUGGCGAUCAGGAACUCUGGCAUGAUGGUGAUGGUGCGGUACGCUCAGACUGCAGCUGCUCCGGCUCCUGAACCCAAAAUCAAGAAGUUCCAGAUUUACCGCUGGGACCCUGAUAGCGCCGGAGACAAACCACGAAUGCAGACAUAUGAAAUUGAUCUAAACAGCUGUGGUCCAAUGGUUCUGGAUGCACUCAUUAAGAUUAAGAAUGAGAUCGACCCCACGCUCACAUUCAGACGCUCCUGUCGUGAAGGUAUCUGCGGCUCAUGUGCCAUGAACAUCAACGGAGGCAACACACUGGCAUGCCUCAACAAAAUCGACACAAACAUAAACAAACCAACAAAAAUCUACCCACUUCCACACAUGUAUGUGGUCAAAGAUCUGGUGCCUGAUAUGAGCAACUUCUAUGCACAGUACAAAUCCAUCGAGCCCUACCUGAAAAAGAAGGAUGAAGCUCAAGAAGGGAAGGAGCAGUAUUUCCAGUCGGUGGAGGACAGGCAAAAGCUGGACGGCCUGUACGAGUGCAUCCUGUGUGCUUGCUGCAGCACCAGCUGUCCCAGCUACUGGUGGAAUGGAGACAAAUAUCUGGGACCUGCUGUCCUGAUGCAGGCGUAUCGGUGGAUGAUUGACUCCCGUGAUGAGUUCACUGAGGAACGUCUGUCUAAACUUCAGGACCCCUUCUCUCUCUACCGCUGCCACACAAUCAUGAACUGCACUAAGACUUGUCCCAAGGGACUCAACCCAGGAAAGGCGAUCGCAGAGAUCAAGAAAAUGAUGGCGACUUACAAAGAGAAGAAAGCAGCAGCUUCAUGAACAUGUGAAAAUCCAGCUCAUCCACAGAUCCGCAAAGAACAUACCUCAAACUAAGAAAAGGGGAAGAGAAGAAACAAACCAGGAAGUGUUGCCUGCAUCAGCACCUUUUAUGUUUUUCAUGAGUGUAGCGUGUGUGUGAGUGUGACUGUGUAAGGGAGCAGACGACAGGAGGAAAAGGUGAUGGAAAGAACUCUUGGACAGAAUAUUUUGAGUGAUGCAACAUGUUGGACCACAUCUCUGCUAUUUGUGUGCAUAGUGAUAAAACUUGGCUCUGUUGUAAUUACUCAUGAACUCUGUAUUCAGACUGUAAAUAUUUUAAUAUUUGUUAAUUAAAGAUGUGCUGAGCUCAUUAUGGAAGUCAAAUAUAUGUCCUUGGAGGAGGGAAGAACACUGUAUCCUUUUGUUGAUUGUCUUUGCAGCUUAUAUCACAAUUUAAAAAAUGCUGAAGGAUCUAGGGACACAUUGUACAACGUAUUUGCCAAAAUGGCUCCCCAUGAAAAUAAAUAGCUCACUACAACAA
Molecule: messenger RNA, 1462 nt
Organism: Lates calcarifer (barramundi perch)
Lineage: Eukaryota; Metazoa; Chordata; Actinopteri; Centropomidae
Product: succinate dehydrogenase [ubiquinone] iron-sulfur subunit, mitochondrial
Exons: 8
Coding region: 97-942 (281 amino acids)
Biological process (GO): aerobic respiration; tricarboxylic acid cycle; respiratory electron transport chain
Cellular component (GO): mitochondrial membrane
Molecular function (GO): electron transfer activity; 2 iron, 2 sulfur cluster binding
Source: RefSeq, a predicted model, not a curated record